This is a messenger RNA of Entrophospora sp. SA101, 942 nucleotides long. The record is from the annotation of a GenBank genome assembly. NCBI's taxonomy places the organism in Eukaryota, Fungi, Glomeromycota, Glomeromycetes, Entrophosporales, Entrophosporaceae.
AUGCAACAUUAUACCAGAGUCGACACCAACACACCAAGUAAACGGCCCUUUGAAAGUCUUGAACCAGAAAUAAUAAAUUCAGCACAGGUUAUGGGACAAGAAUCAAAUGAAAAUUUUAAUCCGCAACCAGAGAUAAUGAGGACACCAUCACCUACAUCUCUGGACGAAGACACCCUUCUUCAUACUCCGAAUAAGCGUCAGAUGUGUGAUUGGAAAGUUAUUCAAUAUCUUGAUGUAAUGAAACAUUCUUUAAAAUACAACCGAGUUCACGUUCAGGCACCACCUAUGUGGACUAAAAUAGAGAACUAUCUUGAAAAUGCUCUGAAAAAGUCAGGAAGAGACUUUAAGAAGGCUAUCAUGCUAGAAAUUAAGGGAGACGAUGAGAACAAGUUCCGUUUAUAUUCAAAAUUGACUAAAUCACCCACCAGUUCUGGAAUUGUUAAGUUAGAUGCGAAGGGUGUCCGAUUGUUUGACGAUAAAGAAAUAUGGCACAUGGAGGUUGCUGGUCCACCAUCAUCACCAACAACGGAUCAUGCAGUUUGUGACACAAAGAAAUCAUUGCAUAGUGACAUCUUGAACCUGGUUGCACUUUUGCUUGACCACUUGGAUAUUCCUGUAAAGGCUGCGAUGAAUAUAAAAGUAUUCAGUCUGCAAGUCAUCAGUUAUCGAAUUACAUUAUAUUCUCUUAACAUGAUUGAUGAUGGUACCUUUUUGGCAUCCGAGUUGGCUUCUGCCAUAAUUCCUUUUUCAUUUGAAGGUAGAUCAAAAUACAAAGCAGUUCUUUAUCUCAUGUUCCUUCUUCAUGGUGAAUUUAUGAAACAACUUUCAAUAAUGCAAGAACUUGAUUUUACCAUUAACCGUAAUGAAGGAGUUACAGUUCGGGACGUUUUAAGGAUCCCUAAAUCUUUAAAAGAUCUUUUACAGCUAAGGCAAUAUUCAUAA